Pisolithus orientalis is the source of this 2361-nucleotide messenger RNA. Its product is annotated as sphingomyelin phosphodiesterase. Gene Ontology annotation, biological process: sphingomyelin catabolic process. The transcript is spliced from 22 exons. Bases 269 to 2287 code for a protein of 672 amino acids. The record is from RefSeq and is a predicted model, not a curated record. Gene Ontology annotation, molecular function: sphingomyelin phosphodiesterase activity. NCBI's taxonomy places the organism in Eukaryota, Fungi, Basidiomycota, Agaricomycetes, Boletales, Pisolithaceae.
AACUUAGACUUGGAAUCGCCACUGAUCUUUUCUAGGCAGACAGCCCCCUAACUUGUACAGUUCACCGUUGGCAAAUAAUUCCGUUCCGGCGUCAAACUGGUACCACCCGCCGCACUACGAACGACAGAAGGGUUCUCAUUCGAUCAGUCACGCGCUAAGGAGGUACUUCCAUUCCUAUCUUAUCAAUACAUAUCAUGCGUUCAAAAGACUGUCGUUCUUGCAUCUUUCUUCCUCCAGCAGGUUCACUAAAGGUGUCCCUGGAGACCUGAUGUCUCUGCUCUCCAGACUCGCUUUUCUGUGCUUCAUAGCUAUCGCAAGUGUUGCUGUAGGCGCAGACGUUCGUUCUGCAUAUACUGCCCCUGGAACGUUUCCUACUUCCGUCUAUGAGUCGUACUGGAACGACCCUACUGCUACGUCUGCUCAACCACAACCUGUUAUCUCUGAUCCGGCUACGCAUUCAGACUUCCCGGAGAUGCUGACCGAUCCGGCAAACUUCCCAAAAAACGAUACAGUUGACCCUCAUCCGCUACCGACACCUUUGCAGCCGACUCAGCUGCUUCAGCAAGCAAUUGGGCAAAUCAAGUCCGUCGCAUCUAACUCCGUGCUCGACACUUGUGCGAAAUGUCAAUCUUCUUUCGCAAUUGCCAAGAUGCUCGUUCUUGCGGCCCCCGAACAAGGCCCGUUGCUCGCAGAGGCUAUUUGCAUAUACUUUAAUUUCUCUUCGACUUGUUACAAUGAGUAUAGCGAGCUUGCCCUUGGAUCUGUUUUUACACAAGUGGUGGCUCUUGGUGACAUGAGCGGGUACGACGGACAGCUCAUUUGUUCGCGCCUUCUGAACUUAUGUCCCGUCCCACCAACCGUGCCUUUGAACAUGACAGGUUGGUUUGCGAAGCCAAAACCUAACCCUUUGCCUCCUCCAAAACAGCCGAGUGGUGAACGCUUAAAGGUUCUCCACGUCAGCGACAUCCACAUCGACCCUCGAUAUGCCACUGGAUACGAGGCGAACUGUACGGCAUACCUCUGCUGUCGUGAAAACGUGUGGAAUGCUGCUUCGCCUGGUCGUGUCGUUCUUCCUGCCCCUCGAUAUGGGUCAUAUCUUUGCGACACGCCGAUGUCUCUGAUGCUCUCCGCAAUGGAGGCUAUUCCUGUACUAACAGAGACAGAAGUCACUGGAUUCAAUUUCUCUCUAUUUACAGGUGACUUGACGGCACAUGACCCCGAUAACCAAUAUUCUAGGGCUUUCGUCGAGCAGGCUCAGGUGGUCGUGUAUGAUUUAUUGAGGAAAUAUGUUGGACCUGCUCCCGUGUACGCUACUCUGGGAAACCACGAUACAUAUACGCAGUUCCAAAUGAUUCCAUACUACCUCGGUGGACCUCUGGGGAAACAAUUCAACUGGCUCUAUGAACAUGUGUCGUCGCUGUGGUACCACAAUGGAUGGCUUCCGAUGAAUUCCGUGGAGUAUGCACGAACCCACUAUGCGGCUUACAGCGUCAAGCGGCCAGAUGGACUGCGUAUCAUCUCGCUUGAUACGGAUAUGUGGUACCAAUUGAAUUACUUUAGUUAUGUGGACGCGACAACUCCUGACCCGUUUGGAAUUCUACGCUGGUUAACUGACGAACUACAGGAUGCAGAGGAUACCGGCGGACGAGUGUGGAUCAUCGGCCACGUCAUCAGCGGAUGGGACGGUACGCAGUCACAGCUCAAUCCGACGAAUUUGUUCUAUCAGAUCGUGGACCGAUUUUCUCCACACGUCAUUGCAAAUAUCUUCUAUGGUCACAACCAUGAAGAUCAAUUCUCCGUUUUUUAUGCAAACAAUGCGACGGUUAUAAACACGGAAACUGCUCUGGCUGUGUCAUGGAUAUCGCCUUCACUCACACCGCUUACUAACCUCAACUCCGGCUUUCGAAUGUACGAAGUAGACUCGGCAACAUUCGAAGUUUUAGAUGCCUACACUUGGAUCAGUCGCGUAGACGAGUUCCCAUCCCUUGAUAACCAGACGGACAUCGGACCUACGUAUUUCCUUGAAUAUAGUGCCCGUGAAGCAUAUGGAGGGAACAUUCCGUGGGGCACGAACGACCCACUGAACGCCACGUGGUGGCAUCUCGUGACUGAGCAGAUGGAAACAAACACAACACUUGGCCAGACGUUCCGGAAAUACCAAUCCAAGAGUUCCGUUCGAGCUAUACCCUGCAAUGAGACAUGUCUCACUGCGAGUAUAUGUUACAUGCGUAGUGGAUCUGCGAGUCUUGCGUAUGAGAACUGUCCUCGGGGAUACGGAUCUACCUAGUUGCUCUUCCGGUAUAGGUUGGUGCCUGUAUUGUAGAAUAGCAUUUUACAAAACAUUGACGAGAGUCGAGAGAG